GGGUGGGUCAGGGGUCCCAUGGGUGGGUCAGGGGGGUUCCUGUGGGUCUGGGGUCCCACGGGACGCCCCCUCCCCAGCCAUGGAGGAGCUCCGGGCGUGGCGGGGCCGCAUCGCGGCCGAACUGGACGCGGCUGUGGCGUUCUGGGAGCGGCACUCGCACGACCCCGAGCACGGGGGUUUCUUCUCCUGCCUGAGCCGCGACGGUUCCGUCUACGACGACACCAAAUUCGUGUGGCUGCAGGGGCGGCAGAUCUGGGUCUAUUCCCGCCUGUACCGCACCGUGCCCCGCUUCCGCCGGCCCGAGCUGCUCCAGGCGGCGCGGAAAGCCGGGGAGUUCCUGGAGAGGCACGUGCGGCCGGAGCCCGGCUCGAGCCGCGCCGCCUUCGCGCUGAGGCGGGACGGGCGCCCGGAGCGGCUCCAGCGCAGCUUCUACAGCGAAGCGUUCUGCGCGCUGGGGCUGGACGAGCUGGGCCGGGCGGCGGGGGAGGAGCGCUACCGGGCCUGGGCCCGGCGCUGGGCCGGGGCCGUGUGGGGCUGGGCCCGGGGGGCCCCCAUGGAAUUGGGGCGCCCCCGGUUCUCGGGGACCCCCCCCCCAGCAGGCGCUGGCCCAGGCCCUGAUGGUGCUGAAGGUGGGGCUGCAGCUCUGGGGGGACCCCCGGAGGGACCCCCAAAGUCAGCCCGACCCCGAGGCCGAGGCCAUGGCGGAGUGGGGGGCGCGGCACGUCCUGAUGCACCUGCAGGCCACGCCCUGGAGGCCGCCUGGCUGCUGCUGGAGUUUUCGGGGCGCCGGGGGGACGCGGAUUUGGGGGCCCGGGCGGUGGCAGCGCUGGUGGAGGGACCCCUGAAAUGGGGCUGGGACCCCCAGCACGGGGGGCUCUUCUAUUUCCUGGAUGCUGACGGGCACUGCCCCACCCAGCUGGAGUGGUCCCUGAAGCUCUGGUGGCCCCACGCCGAGGCCAUGGUUGCCCUCCUGGCCGCCCAGCGCUUCCAGCCCCGGCCCAGUUUGGUCUCCCAGUUCCUGCAGCUGGCCCAGUACACCUUUGACAAGUUCCGUGACCCCGAGCACGGGGAGUGGUUUGGGUACCUGAACCGCGACGGCUCCGUGGCUCUCUCCAUCAAGGGGGGGCCCUACAAAGGCUGUUUCCACGUGGCACGGGCGCUGCUGAUGUGCGAGGAGAUGCUGGGUGACAUCUUAGAAGGGGAGAAGCCUCCGCAAUAAAUUCGGAAUUUGGGAAGCCUCUAAAUAAAUUUGGGGACCCCGCAA
Molecule: messenger RNA, 1264 nt
Organism: Taeniopygia guttata (zebra finch)
Lineage: Eukaryota; Metazoa; Chordata; Aves; Passeriformes; Estrildidae
Source: RefSeq, a predicted model, not a curated record